GAUGCACACAUCGUAACGGCAUUCAUCCAACGGCAUUUGCCAACGCCUCCCUCCCUUGUCUAGCGCCAGAAACGUCGACACCGCAGGCCGGCCCAGCAGCAGCAUCAAGGUGACCAAGUCGCUGUCCUACAAGUACUGUACAUCGGGCAACGUGUGCGUCUGUGUGCGUAAGAUGGACGUCGGGAGCCUCAAGCAGCAGAAACCUCAGUCAACUCGCCGCAGCGUGCUGGCCGCUGUCGGCGGCGUGGCCGCCUACCUCGCCACGAUGGCCGCCGUCUUCGGCCUCUGCUUUGCCGCAGUGCAACGUAAGCCACCCACCGCACAAACAGAACGAGACACACCAGGCCUUUGGUUUGGACCCACCUCUCUGUCUCUCUUGGCCGGCAGUGUCGAAGGACGUGGUGGUGUCUGAGGACGAUAUGCUCGUGAGCAACAAGGACCAAGUGCCGCUGAGGUUCAACGAGGACCUCCAGUUCGUGCCUGUCGAGGGCUUGGCCUUCCUGCCGCUCGCCGAGAUCCAGAAGCUGGAAUCGCUGCACAUCCUCGUGGGUCGACACACACAGAGAGAGACACACACACAGACAGACAGACAGACAGACGGACGAACGGAGACAGACGAUGCAGACGCACACUCGAUCAUCUGUGUGUGUGUGUGUGUGUGUGUGGUUGGUGUGUGUUGUGUGCGUUUGUGUCCGUGUGCAGGUUGGCGAGGACGGCGAGCGUGUGUACAACAUCCAGGCGGUGUUCCGCGACUUCAAAUCAAACACCACGGAGGCCCACCUCUCACUCGGACACAAGCUCGUGUCCACACCUGGUCAGCAGGAGCCCUGACUGACACACAGUCAUCCAUCGCUGUGUCUGUCUACGAUGUGUGUUUGUGUGGGGCAUUCAGGCAAGUUCUCCCUCAUCGACGAGAAGGGCGAGGUGGUGUUCCAAGAUGAGUACGACUACGAGCUGACGACGCCAGAGGAGGCCGCCAAGGUCAACAGAGAGGAGGCCGAGGAGCUGUCCAGUAGUGAGGGCGGCGGCAUGAGACGGAGAUUGGACCCCCGCGUUGCUGGCGCGAUACUCGGAGCGAGUGAGCGAAGUCGACAGCAAUUCUUACAUGACGCAUCGUGUUGACUCAUUUUGCUGUCUGUCUCAGUUUUUGGCCGCAGGGGAGGCUUCAAUUACGGCUACAGGCCGCCGAGGAGGACAGGUAUGUCUGUCUGCAAUGACGAAGAUUGCUUGCACCCUCAUCAUAUAUGUCCUCACAAGGAUGGGAUGGACGCCCACGUGUGUGUAUCUCUGUGCUGUGUGGUGUGCGUGUGUGCUCAGGAGGCUCCAGGUCCACAACCUACCAUGCAGACGGGUCAGUAACCCACCAUCAUAGCUGGGAAGUACAUCACCGGCGGUUGUCGAGCCGCAUUGUGUGAACAACAAACCAGCUGAGCUGAUCUGAUGGCGGUCAUCCUGGUUGCCAUCAGCGGCUGAUGUAGAUAGAGGGAGGGCACACACCGUGAUUGGGCCCUCGUUUUUUCAACUUGCGGUUCGUGUGCACACGAGAGAGAGAGAGAGAGAGAGAGCACGGAAAGAGAUCGGAGAGAGAGGCUGGGUUGUGGCAUGUGACGUGGCAACAAGGGAACGAGCACUCGAGCGAGAGAGAGAGCAGCAUCGAAGAGUGAGUAUGCGUGUGUAUGGUAUUGCUGUGUGUGCUGUGCUGUAACUAUUUGAGCAAGAGAAGAGAAAAGAUCAUGUCCAGCGACCGACUUACUUGGUCUACUUGGUCACAAUCUGACCAAGUUGGUGAGUCUCGUUCGUACAUCCCUUUGUACGUGGCUUUGCGUCCCUUGGUACGGUGGCCUGGGUAGAGUACAGCGCGCACUUCUCUCAACAGCAGCGAUGUGCGUACGGUGUGUCGGUCUGUCUGUCUGUCUGUCCGUCCGUCUGUACAGUGGGCGUGGCGUGCGUUCUGUGGUGGUGGGUCGUUCUCGCCACCUGUUGUCAUCCGUCUGCGCGGUAGGUGUCUGUCUAUACCUUUAAAGAGCAGCAUUUGAUGCACGAGAAACAAAGUCUUUGGUCGAUCGAGAUAAGUGAGUGCCGCAUGCAGCGACCGGCACGUCAGCCGGUCGGUGGCUCGUUGAUGGCGAGCGCGCGCGCGUGUGUGUGUGUGUGUGUGGAAGACAUGUGUCUCCGAUGUGUUCACACCGCAGUGAAUGAGUAUAAGGCGUAUCCCUCUCUCCUACAAGCACUUGCACAUCCAAAUUGCAGGAUCAGGAUAAUCGGUGCCAUCACGCAUCACCUCAUCAUCUUACAUAUUGCAGUUGGUGUCUCUCCAACACGCCCAAACCGCCGCCAUGAACAAGGACACCUGUGCCGCGUCAUUCCAUGGCUUCUCUCUAUGCCCAUCUUCGUCUGUGUGUGUGUGUGUGUGCGUGUUUGUGCGCGUGUCAGUCUGUUGUAUGUUGGUCGAGUGAGUGGGGAGACGUCACCGCCACAUAUAUGGGGAUGUGGGAGUGGGUAUGGUGUGCGUAAUUGGGC
This is a messenger RNA of Vitrella brassicaformis, 2520 nucleotides long. Lineage: Eukaryota; Vitrellaceae. The record is from the annotation of a GenBank genome assembly.